UUAAUAAAUAAGGAUUUCCCUACAUAUCAUGCUACAGGAUUCUAUUCAACUGUAGCUAGAAUGAAUCAUUCAUGUUCUCCAAAUGCUAAAGUAAUAUUCAAUAAUACUACUAAUAAGAUGGAAGUAAUAUCAUUGAAACCUAUAAAUAUUGGUGAUGAGAUAAGGAUAUCAUAUGUACCAAUAGAUCUAGAUCUUAAUACUAGAAGACAUCGUCUUAAGGAUUAUGGUUUCUUAUGUAAUUGUCAAAGAUGUCUUACAGAGCAACAACAACAACAACAAGA
Molecule: messenger RNA, 281 nt
Organism: Perkinsus marinus ATCC 50983
Lineage: Eukaryota; Perkinsozoa; Perkinsida; Perkinsidae
Exons: 1
Molecular function (GO): protein binding
Source: RefSeq, a predicted model, not a curated record